CCCGUGCCCGAGGUCCGUCCUAGCGGCGGGGGGCAGGGUGGUGGGACCGUGCGAGUGCGGGACCGGCCAGCUCAGCGCUGAGCGCUCUCCUCCUGCGUGAGCGCCUAAAAUGUUCCUGGCAUGCGAGGCCAGGGGAGAUGCAGUGAGAAGCGGGGCACUUUUCCAACAGCUCCUCCGCCGAGAGAACCAGUGGCACGGCACGGCUCCGCAGCCCGCUGCUCUCCUCGGCUUCCUCAGGCAACCUGACCGCCAUGCAGCGAGUCAGGGUGCUGGCGGCGCUGCUGUGCGCAGCUCUGCUCCCGCUCCGCCCGGAGGCCGUCAAGGCGCACAAGCGGCCGACGCGGACCCGGACCUGCGGCGAGCGGCCCGAAGAGCUGCUGGAGCAGCUGUAUGGGCGGCUGGCGGCCGGCAUGCUCAGCGCCUUCCACCACACCCUGCAGCCCGAGCCCGCGGGCCGCCCGCACAACGCCAGCUGUCCCGCCGGGAGCCGGCACGCUGGCGACAAGAGGUUCCGGCUCCCCGUCAACCUGCGAAGCGCCUCGCCCUGGGCUUACAGAAUUUCUUAUGAUCCCACGAGAUACCCUAAAUACAUUCCUGAAGCAUACUGUCUGUGCAAGGGCUGCCUCAUGGGGAUCUUUGGUGAGGAGAGUUUCCACUUCCGCAGCACCCCUGUGUACAUGCCGACAGUGAUCCUCCGCCGCACCUCCUCCUGCGCAGGGGGCCGCUAUGUCUACACAGAGGAUUAUGUCACUAUCCCAGUGGGCUGCACCUGUGUACCUGAGCAAGAGAAAGAGGCUGAAAGCGUAAAUUCCAGCAUAGACAAGCAAGAAAUGAAGUUGCUGGUAAGCCAGAACAAGCCGUCAUCAGAAUGAAGAAUAUAUAAAGUGUCACAUUGCAGUAGUGGCUUCAUAUCAUUUCACCACGUCAGGAAACUGCACCACAGCAGCAAACACACUGACUUACAUUCUUUUUCUACUUACAGUUAUAAGAUGGAAAGUUUUGUCCAGUCACAUCAUUAGAGAUGACAAUUCAUGUUAAGAACUUCUUUAGUUCAUGUAAGUAUUUGUUGCAAAUUUCAAAGUUUUUUGGUUUUUCUUAGAGCAGAACACUUUCACUUUAUCCUUGCUUAUUCACAGUAUGUUUUAGAAUAUGAUGCAGCAGUAAGACACAUUUGCUAUUACUUUAGCAGACUACUGGUUGUACAUAUUUUUAAGGAGUCUCUUAUACUUUACUUCUGAAUACUCUUAUAUGAAGAUCAUAUAGCUGCCAUACACAUGCCAGUUCAGGAAGUAAAAGGGUAUUUUUCAUGCUGGGAGAGCCUCCCUUUAUGUUGCAUAUCUCAACUCCAAGCAGUGUUCUUGGCUGUUACAUCCUUGGCUGUUUAUACCCUACAGCAAGGAAACCUUUGCUGAUUUUUAGCCAUUCAUGAAACAAUAUUCUAUCAGUUUGCUAUUUCUAAACUUGCCAAAUUUCUAAGGGUAUUAAAGCAUUGAGAAAAAGCAUGCUAGAAUCUUGGAAAACUGCAGUGGACUUUUUGGAUGUGGACUAAGUCUCAUUACACAGAAAACAUUAAUUGGAAAAAACACAGUUUGGGUCCCAAAGACUCUGUAUUAGAUUUUAUUAAUCAUUAACUGCCUGUUUCUUGUGACAGAACUGUAUUCUGAACCCAGGACAACAGUUGAAAAGCCAAAACCUGUUUCCUGUUAGGAGAUUCCCUAUUAAAAAAAAAAAACAAGUUAGAAGGAUCAGGCUUCAUUGCAGGUCCACUGCAGAUGAGUGAACAGCCUAGGUCUGGACUUUGAAUGCUACAGAAGUCAUUGAGGUAACUCCCAGCCAAUCCAAACUCAUAUCCAAGUGAUUGAUACAAUGAGCGUUGCUCAGUUUUCUUUAUGCUACACAUAAUAGACAGUUGCCUGCAAAUGAUGCUAGUCCUGCAGAAGAGCAGUCAUCUAUCCUUGCAGCUUGUAGGAACUUGAUGGCUAGCCCUAAACAGAGCCCCUAAAUACAAAAAAACUUGCAUUUCCAGAUCAAGAGACUGAAAGUUGGCUCAGUCUAGUGCUUGAGGAUCAGGAGUAACCAGGCAUACCUUGCACAAACAGAACUCCUCAGAGGGCCAUAUUUGUCAAAGUUGAUAAAUCUCAGAAUACACAGCAGAGAAUGUCUUUUACAGCUGAAGGAUCAUGACUGCAAUACCAUUACAAAAACCAACAAACACCAUAUGCAGCAAUGUAUCUGCUACAUCAAGAAUCUCAAAAUUGGGCUUAAUGCAUUGCAGCUAAAGUCCCUACACAAACACAAACUCCUUUGGAAUGUCAUUGGAUGAAGAAUGGAAAGACUAAGAGCUAACCAGAAUUAGCAAGUUAUAUAGAGAAUGAAAAUCAUAUGAUAACUCCUUGUCUUGGUGCCUUAUUAUUGACUCUGCUUUUUAUGACUCAGUCUAGUACAACAGUAUUUUUACAGUGCAAUCUGUAUAGCUUCUUACAAAGCCUAAAACAACUUUAACUCCAGAAUCCAAUAAAAGAUUCCCAUCACAAUGUCA
Messenger RNA from Pezoporus flaviventris, 2539 nucleotides. RefSeq names its product interleukin 17D (gene IL17D). Gene Ontology annotation, cellular component: extracellular region. Gene Ontology annotation, molecular function: cytokine activity. The record is from RefSeq and is a predicted model, not a curated record. The coding region runs from base 252 to 872 and encodes 206 amino acids. NCBI's taxonomy places the organism in Eukaryota, Metazoa, Chordata, Aves, Psittaciformes, Psittacidae. Gene Ontology annotation, biological process: inflammatory response. The transcript is spliced from 3 exons.